Messenger RNA from Sphaeramia orbicularis (orbiculate cardinalfish), 2490 nucleotides. Its product is annotated as ER degradation-enhancing alpha-mannosidase-like protein 2. Gene Ontology annotation, biological process: mannose trimming involved in glycoprotein ERAD pathway; carbohydrate metabolic process; endoplasmic reticulum mannose trimming. Gene Ontology annotation, molecular function: calcium ion binding; mannosyl-oligosaccharide 1,2-alpha-mannosidase activity. Gene Ontology annotation, cellular component: endoplasmic reticulum; membrane. Lineage: Eukaryota; Metazoa; Chordata; Actinopteri; Kurtiformes; Apogonidae. The record is from RefSeq and is a predicted model, not a curated record.
UUAUAAUCACUUACUGAUCGAUUGAUCAAUAAUACAGCUGAUUCGGUCCUGUACGGGCCUAUUAUCGAUGUGUUCUUGAACGCAUCUCAUAGUGGAGUCAUCGUCAGCGCAUGCGCCGUCCGUUCUCUUCCUGGAUUUUUCCGGACAGUAAACAGCGGCUUCAGUGGAUUCUCCCUCAGUUCGGGUUUGAUCGGGUUCCGGUGUGGCAUAAAAUACGGACGUCUGUCUCCACGCGACCGUUUUUGUCCAUGCGCGCUCCCGUGUGCGCGGCUCUGCUGCUGGUCUGCGUGUUGAACCAUGGGACCCGGGCUCAUCAGUUCACAGAGGACGAGAUGGACCAGAUCAGACACCGCAUCAAGUCCAUGUUCUACCACGCCUACAACAGUUACCUAGACAACGCCUUCCCUUAUGAUGAGCUCCGGCCACUAACCUGUGACGGACAGGACACCUGGGGCAGUUUCUCUCUGACGCUGAUCGAUGCUCUGGACACUCUCCAGGUGUUGGAAAAUCGGACAGAGUUUCAGCGAGUGGCGUCUCUGCUCCAGGACACGGACUUUGACAUUGACGUCAACGCCUCUGUGUUUGAAACCAAUAUACGAGUGAUAGGUGGGCUGCUCUCUGCUCACCUGUUGGCAGGUCGAGCCGGCAUGGACCUGGAACCUGGUUGGCCAUGUUCUGGACCAUUACUGAGGAUGGCAGAGGACGCAGCCAGGAAACUCCUACCAGCGUUCCAGACUCCCACUGGGAUGCGUACGGAAACCGUCAACCUGCUGCGCGGCGUCAGUCCCACUGAGACCCCCGUCACCUUCACCGCCGGAGUGGGAACCUUCAUCCUGGAGUUCGGCGCUCUGAGCCGACUGACCGGAGACCCGGUGUUCGAGGACGCCGCCCGCCAAGCCCUGAGGGCCCUGUGGAAGACCCGCUCCGACAUCGGACUGGUGGGGAACCACAUCGACAUCUCGUCUAAGAAGUGGGUGGCCCAGGACGCGGGCAUCGGGGCGGGCGUGGACUCGUACUUCGAGUACCUGGUCAAAGGAGCCGUGAUGCUGCAGGAUGAGGAGCUGCUCAACAUGUUCUUAGAGUACGACCGCGCCAUCCAGAACUACACCCGCUUUGACGACUGGUACCUGUGGGUCCACAUGCACAAAGGGACCGUGUCCAUGCCAGUCUUCCAGUCUCUGGAGGCGUUCUGGCCCGGUCUCCAGUCUCUGCUGGGGAACCUGGACAGCGCUACCAGAACUUUCCAGAACUACUACUCGGUGUGGAGGCAGUUCGGAGGCCUUCCUGAGUUCUACAGCAUCCCUCAGGGCUACACUGUGGAUAAGAGGGAGGGCUACCCCCUGAGACCAGAGUUAAUAGAAAGUGCCAUGUACCUGUUCAGAGCCACAGGUGAUCACACCUACCUCCAACUGGGCAAGGACGCCCUCGAGUCCAUUGAGAAGAUCACCAAGACCCCCUGUGGAUACGCCAGUGUUAAAGACCUGCGCGACCACCAGCUUGACAACAGGAUGGAGUCUUUCUUCCUCGCCGAAACCAUUAAGUAUCUCUACCUGCUGUUUGACCCCACCCACUUCCUGCAUGGGGGGGCCAUGGAGGGGGAGGGGUCAUGGGAGGAAGGUGGCGAGGGCGGUCAGUGUGUUUUAGGGGCGGGGGGCUUCAUCUUCAACACCGAGGCCCACCCUCUGGACCCUGCGGCCCUGUACUGCUGCAGCCGUCACAAUCAAGACCGGCACGAGCUCCGACACAUCCUGCUCAGCCUAUCGCAGCCUGGACGGCCCGUAGCCCCUCCCCCUGCACAGACAGAAGGCCCUCCCCUUGGCCAAUCAGAGAGCGUCGCCCUGAAACCAGGAGACAAGAAGAGUGCCCCCCUGCUUUCGUGUCCCGUUCAGCCAUUCAGCGCUCGGCUCUCAGUCCUUGGACAAGUUUUCACCGAGAGCACGUGAGACCUAGCGACCAGGUUCAGGUGUCUGGGUCAGGCACCCGAGUUCGGGUGUCCGGGGUGAGGUGGUCAGGGUCAGGUUAUCAGGAUCAGGCAUCCAGGGUCAGGCGUCUGGGGGUCAAGUAGUUGGGGUCAGGUUUCUGGGGUCAGGUGUCCAGGUUCUGGCAUCCAGGGUCAGGUGUCAAGGGUCAGGCACCCGGGUUCAGGUGUCUUGGUUUUGGUAUCCAGGGUCAGGCAUCCAGGUUCAGGUGCCUGGGUUCAGGUGCCUUGGUUCUGGUGUCCAGGGUCAGGUGUCCGGGUUCAGGUGCCUGGUUCAGGUGCCCGGGUUCAGAUGUCCAGGGUCAGGCAUACAGGGUCAGACGUCUGGGUUCUGGCAUCCAGGGUCCAGGGUCCGGGUUGAGGUGGCCGGGUUCAGGUUUUCUCAGGGUCCGUUUAUGAAACAACAUUCUCUGGUGUUCCAUGUAAAUGUCAAACCACUGUUUCUUGAGAUUAAAGCAGAUUUUUGUUCAUGAGUAAAAGUUGAAGAAACUAAACUUGAAUUUUGUGUCUGA